AAAUAUUCUGGAAAAAACUGGUGUGAACUGAAUCGCCCUUUCUCCAAAUCUAGCAACAACACGUCCAAAUCGGACAAACCUUUUGUGCAGCGGGGGGCAGCAAAAAACAAUUGUGGUGUUGCUGACUGGAAUUGGCUGGAGAGUUCACCUCCCAAUAGAUUACACAAGUCAAUCAAUGACACUUUUCAUGCAACAACUAAUUUAUUGACGGUUCCUCUUUUUGUCCGAUGUGCAUGCACUUUUUUGCAGGUUUUUUUCAUUGUCUCCUCCACACCUCGAGCAAGUGAUCAAAGUCAUCAUUGCUUUAUGUAUGUGUUGUAGAAGUCCAUCGAUGAGGACGGACCAUAAAUAGAUGGACGACGGGCCGUAAUGGACGUCACCACGGCCGUUGACGUGCUUCAAUGAUACGACGACAACGACGACAAGCUAAACUGCUGAAUAGAAUAUAUGCACUCAUGUCUCAAUUGGGGUUACUUGACCCAACACUGAACUACUUAAUGUGGUCAAACAAUUAGCACAUAUUUGAUACCGCAACUUUAUGCCUAAUUGUUGAAUUAACACUUUAUUAAUUGCACUUCUUGUGUCCUAAAUAAUAAUUGUGCUGGCCCACUAUGGGUCAGAUAUUUGAACGUACUUCACUUCUUUAUACCUCAUCUAGAGCACUUACUCGAAUUUUUUUGUUGCAUGCGAAAAUUUGAAAGGAUAUUUUUUCAGAAAUGUCCCUUAAGAGAUAUAAUUUCCUUAUAUUUAUUCCUUUAUUGCUAGUCGUAUACAGCGCCAUGGUCAUAAAACCAAGUGUCGCACAAGGUUUUGAUGCAGGACCAGCCGACCCUCUCCAGUUUGGUCUUAUCGAUCCUGUGAUACUCGAACUGGGGGCGACCUAUUUGUACAUCGCCCCAUUCGUCGUCUUCGUCAUGGGGAUUUUGGUGGUGCCUGCAUCGCUUGUGUUCCUCUUUCUCAUAAUUCUGCCCCUCUACGUCCCCACGUCGAGCACGGAGGGAGGUGCUCGCAAGUUGAGUCAUUCGGGACGUGGAGGAACGUCACCCUUUUCACGGAACGCAGACUGUGUUAAUCGAAUCAUUUGCGAAAUGUCAAACAGAAAUCAAAUUGAAGAGAGAGGAAUCCAGAGAACCAGACAACCAAUCGUCAGAGCCUCUCCGACGACCCAGUACAAUUAUUAUACCGACCGCCAUGCUAACAUUGAAGGAAGUCCACGAAAAAGAAAACUUUUCCAAAAUUCUCCCUGUGUCCGAUUUGUCUGUAAACCUUACGAUCUAUUCAUCAAAAUAAGGAAUUCGCUGCGUGGUUCUUGAUUUCAAGUUGUCGUAUAAUUAUCCUCAGUCUCUGACACUACUAGUCAUUUGUGUUAUGUAUCCACUUAUUUAUUAUUCACAUUUGUAUUGUUCAUAAAAUUCCAUAAUAAAGCUUAUCAUAAACCUA
Molecule: messenger RNA, 1440 nt
Organism: Folsomia candida
Lineage: Eukaryota; Metazoa; Arthropoda; Collembola; Entomobryomorpha; Isotomidae
Exons: 3
Coding region: 717-1313 (198 amino acids)
Source: RefSeq, a predicted model, not a curated record